AUGAAGAAAACAUUUGAUUUAUUACUUUGGAUUAUUUAUUGGAAAAUAUUCAUUGUCUAUGCAUUGUCGGAUCAAAAAUUUUAUAGACCAUCGAUUGAUGAAUUAAAUGAUCCUAGUAUUUAUCCACAAAGAUCAGUAUACGGAAUCAAAGCAAUUCAACCAGAUGAUUGGAAAAUAGAAGACUUUACAGGCAAUGGAGUUGGAGGAGUUGUAAUAAAUUUAGUUUGGGCAGCAUAUCAACCUGAAGAAAAACGUGCACCAUGCUCAAGCAAUGAAGUCGAUUAUGAUGGAUAUUGUUUUAUACCAGCUGAUGAAGCAGCAAUUAAACUUUAUACAAGCCAACAGUUUAUGGUCACUGGUAUACUUCUUGUACCACCAUUCUGGGCUCGUAAAAGUAAUACAAAUUGUCGGCAAGCAAAUCAAAAUUUUUGUGCACCUGAUAAUCCAAUUGCAUUUGGUCGUUUUGCUGGCUUUAUAGCUUGGUAUUUUAAUGGUCAAAAUAAUCAUGGACGUAUUACAGAAUUUGUUAUUAUGAAUGAAGUAAAUGCAGCUGAAUGGUAUAAUGUUGGUUGUAGAGAUGGAGUAGCAUGUGAAAUUGAUAAAUGGGUUACAAAUUAUGCACAAGUCUAUACAUCAGCUUAUGAUGCAAUACGUCAUGAACAAGUACAAGCACCAGUAUUAAUUUCAUUUGAACAUCAUUUUGAUUCAUCACUUGAUAAAUAUAUUAAUAAUUCAAGUCCUAUUAUAUCUGCACAUACAUUUCUAAGAAAAUUAGUUCCACAAUUAGAUAAUCGUCAAUGGGCUUUAGCAUAUCAUCCAUAUCCACCAAAUCUUCUUCGUGCAGAAUUUAGUCGAAAUGAUUGGCCAAAAAUAACAUUUGGAAAUAUCAAUCGACUUGUUGGAUGGCUUAUGCAAAAUUAUCCAAAUAAUCCAUCAGCACAUAAAAUAUAUUUAACUGAAAAUGGUAUUAAUUCUCUGUCACCAAAUUCUGAUCAAAAUAAACAAUAUGAUCAAUUAUGUGUUGCUUUUGAAAUUAUUUUAUCAACACCAAAUAUUGAUUUAUUUAUAUAUCAUCGUAUGAAAGAUCAUCCAGUUGAAACAAAAGAUGGUCUUGGCCUAGGUUUAGUUGAUACAUCUGGUCAAUAUAAACGUGCUUGGAGUUUAUGGGCAUUAACAAAUCGUUUUGAUAUUACAACAAAUAAAUUAUCAUGUGGAUUUGAAAAUCUACCAUAUGUUAUACUUAAACGAGGUAAACAUCCAAUUAGUGGUCAUUUUUCAACAACACGACCAUUACCAAGUGGUUAUAAAAUUGAACGUACAUGGAAAUUAUUUCGUGAAUAUCAACCAAAUACAAAACUUAUUUUUGAAUGCGCACGUACAAAUGAUAAGAGAAAUUUUCCUAGUGUUCAACAAAAUUGUGAAAAUCAAGACGCUUGGGGCCCGCUAGGUUAUAUUUAUAUAGAUCAGACAACAAAUCCAAAUGCUAUACCUAUUUAUCGUUGUCGAUCAGGUUCGAAUUAUUUUAUUUCACCAGAUUCAAAAUGUGAAAAUACAAUAAAUGAAGGUCUUCUAGGUUAUGCUUUAACCUAA
Adineta steineri is the source of this 1590-nucleotide messenger RNA. The record is from the annotation of a GenBank genome assembly. Lineage: Eukaryota; Metazoa; Rotifera; Eurotatoria; Adinetida; Adinetidae.